Messenger RNA from Cinara cedri, 2954 nucleotides. Lineage: Eukaryota; Metazoa; Arthropoda; Insecta; Hemiptera; Aphididae. The record is from the annotation of a GenBank genome assembly.
AUGACUAAUAGAACCACCACGCUGGAGGUAUGUAAAUUAUACACUGUAGUUUAUUUCUUGUUAUUCGUUGCCAUAUUUUACUAUCUUACGUAGAUGAGUAAUUUAUAGUAACAAUUUGUCUCGAUUUUUUCCAUAAAGCAACACCAUACAUUAUAGGGUAGAUAUACUUAUGAAAUAUACACAUAGGCACAUUGCAAUGUAUGAAUGCGUAAUUUUAUGAGCUAUACAAUUUAUAAAGAGUCAUGGUUUGAAAUAAUCCAUAUAUUAUUCAAAAAAUAUGAAUAAUCUCUAUACUACGCAGGUUAAAGUAGCAACCCUAACGUAAGCAGAGCAGCCUAUGGUCAUUUAAUCGUGUGACUCAUUUCGGGACGUUUUUCCAUGCAGGCGGCCGUACGAGUUUAGUUUCCUUAUUCUAGUCUUUAUGAUUUAGACUAUCAACUAAUAGUUAUCAACUUGAAGUAACAACUUCAAGUUGAUAACUACAACAAAAAUCGAUAACUCACAAGUAUAGAAAUAAAAUGGACGUCACAGCUCACAAACUGGAACCAAUCAGAAUGGUUUUUGUAAAUCGACAAGAAUGUUUUAUCAUUGAGUAAACAGAGUAAUGGAUUUAUUUAUUGAUAUUUGUUGAACAAAUAUCAAUUUUAAUGAAGGAUUAGAAAAAUUGGGUUAUGAAUUAUGCAGUUAUAAGUAAUAACUAUUGCUUGUGACUAUUACCAACCAAAUAAAAAUUGAUAACAAAUAAUAAUGUUGUAAUACGAUACAAUCAUACUACAGUAAUUUUGACAUGUUUCACCUACUCUUGCACCAGUCCUGCACAAGUACGAUUAUCAGCAAAUUAUCAGUGAACUAUCCAGUGCGACCCGAGUCCACUAUAGUGAGUGAGUACACUAUGAAGUGUAAUCAUGUAAAAAACGCUAUACAUUUUUACCUAUGUUUUCCAAUAUCAGUUCCCGCUUAUUGAUACAUAAGUAGUAACUAGUAAUUACUUAAGAAAAAUGACAAAUAAUCUAUUUAAAAUUAAACAUUUUAAAGAGUUUAUUUUAAACAAAAAUUGUGAAUAUAUAUUAUUAUGUCAAUAUUAAAACUAACAGCACAAAGUUAACUCAUGUGAACACAAAUUUGUAAUGUCGUUCGUUUGUAAAAUUUAGCGUCUUAUUAAAACAUUACAAAUUACUUACCUUCAAUAUGGUCAUCCAAAUGGUCCCAAAUUAAUUUUAAUAAUAAUUGUUAUUAAUUGAAUUAUUAUUAUUAUCAUUUAUCUGUUCAUUUAUUUUUUCAAGGGGGAAAUGAGAUGGAAUGAAACUAGUGUAAAUAGUUUGCACCAUAUGCACAUGGGAGUUCUACCAAAAUGUGCGAGGAAAAAAUACCGGAAGAUAAAAAUGUCCGGAGGUAAAAUAAUAUAAUACCUAUAUAAUUAUAAAGUUUAUAAAUAAAAAUAAUAAAUUAAAUACAAUUUUAAAAAGUAAUAAUAAUAUUAAUAGGUAUAAUAAUCGUCUUAAAUGUAAUAAAAAUGACAAUGGUAAAUUUGAGUUAAAAAUAUAUUAUCUACUAUACUAUUCAAUUUAAUUUAGUUAAUUAAAAUUAAGAAUAUACAUUUCAAAAAUUGUUCAGACAACAAUAGUAAAUGGACGAGGAUAAACCUACCAUUGUUCUUCGUAGACUUAGUUCCACAAGGCAAUAAUAAAAAUAUAUACAAUCUGGAUAGUCUGUGUUAUCAUAAAAUUAAAAAGAAGCACUUGAAAGAGAAAAGAGGUGCCAUAGUAUAAAAACUGUCAAGCAUUUAGGCAUACUUAGAAUACAAAAAGGCAGAAUAAAGAGCACAUCCAAAAAAGGUAUCUGCAGUACAGCGAAUUCAACAGAAACCAGCAAAAACUGAUAUCCAUCUCAUAUGCACAACUGACUGGUUCUGUCACAAAUAACGCAACACCCAAAACGUCCAAGCAGCAACAACAACCUAGCGAAAAUGACUCUACGUUAGCGGAAAUCUUAUCUGCCUUAACUAACAUUACCAAAUCGUUAGUUAAUGUCACAUCUAGACUAGAUAGAUUAGAAUGUAGUCAAUUUAAGUCUAAUAAUAAAAGUCAGAAGAAAAAGAAAUAAACCGCACACUGCAAAUUGUAGGAUGAAACGCCAACGAGCUAGUACAGUGUAAAUUAAAACUUUAAAUAUCAACAUUGCCCUUAUACAACUUUACAACCGAGUGGUAGAGCACGUGGAGGUACAGCUGUAGUCAUAAGAUAAACUUUAAAACACUUCGAACUUGAAGAAUAUUCAGAACUGAACAUACAAGCCCACAAGUGUUUGUGUCAAAGAUGAAAAGAAUGAACUCACGGUUACAGCUAUUUAUUGUCCACCCCAAGGAGGUGCAGAUGAAACUAGAUUCAAUUCAUUUUUCCAAAUGCUAGGAGACAGGUUUAUUGCUGGUGAUGACUACAACGCCAAGCAUUCUCACUGGGGAUCAAGACUGAUUACUCCGAAAGGGCGUGCUCUGCUAAAAGUAGCUAACAGUAUAAACGAUGAUAUAAUUUCUACCAGAGAACCAACCUAUUGGCCAACCGAUUCUAGGAAAAUCCCCGAUCUGCUUCGUAAUUAAAGGUAUUUCCUCUAAUUAUGUUGAAGCUGAAGGAUUAAUAGAGCUAACGUCUGAUCACAUUCCUAUGUUAUUAUCGUUGAGUUCAAAUGUAAUUAUGAAAAAACGAAAACAUUUUCUAACAAACAAACAUACAAACUGGGACCUUUUUAGAAUUACUUUCGAAAAAUCUAUCUAUCUUGCUGUGCGGCUAAAAUCGUCAACUGACAUUGAAUUUUCGGUAAAAAAACUGACUGAUAAUAUUGUUAAAGCAGCAAAAACUUCAACACCCAAAGCACACAAAGGCAAUGACCGUCAGUUCACCUACCCGAAGGAAAUCAGAGACAUUGUUCAACAAAAGUGGCGAGCAAGACGAAUCUAG